Molecule: messenger RNA, 2018 nt
Organism: Solea solea (common sole)
Lineage: Eukaryota; Metazoa; Chordata; Actinopteri; Pleuronectiformes; Soleidae
Product: zinc finger C2HC domain-containing protein 1A-like
Exons: 2
Coding region: 266-1201 (311 amino acids)
Source: RefSeq, a predicted model, not a curated record
AAUGGACGACAUCUCAUUGGCUUCCUUACAGCCAAUAAUAGGACGCUGUUGUCUCCGAAUUUUGAUUGACAGCUUUAUUAGCCAAUGAGAAGCAACAGAACGCGUGCAUGUGACGCGCCUGGGUAAUGCUUCCCCAAGGGUCCUUAUGUCAGCUAGAGACGCCCGGAAUGUUUUGAAUGUAACACAGGAAGUCCGUCUAACCAGAGACAGUUUGUUGGUUUAAUUGUUGGAUACAUUUUUUCACGGAGAAACAUCAAAGUGACAGAUGCUGCAGGGUGAGACAGACAGUACAAAGAUGAAUGGACAGGAAAAUACUGCUCAAUGCAACACCUGCAAACGAUGGUUCUUCCUGAUGUCCUUGAACACACACGCCAAAAUCUGCGAAAAGUUAACAUCCAAAAAGAGGCAGGUUUUUGACUCCAGGAAACAGAGAGUUAAGGGCACAGACAUUGCAGCGUUCUCACAAAAAUCUAAACAUUUUUCUGCUACAGUGACAACAGAAGCAUCCAAGAAGACUAACAACUGGCGUAAGACACAUGAGGACCUAAUCGCAACUGUGCGGGCUGCCAGGGCAUGCAGCAGAGCCAUGAAGGAGGGGGUACCUUUACCCCCGCCUCUUCCUGCUCAGGUUAACCCAGAUUAUAUUCAGUGCCCUUACUGUCAGCGGAGGUUUAAUGACAUUGCAGCUGGAAAACACAUUGAGUUCUGCAAGAAGCAAGCCCUCCGUAUGCCCAAUAAAAGCAAGAUAGGAAGCACCAAGAAGGCCCCCAGUCGCACACAGUACAAGCCUCCUGCCCCUGUGAGGGUGCCCAGUUCUCCUGCAAUGUCUUCCAUUCCCUCAACCUCUAGUUUACAGCAGCGAUCGGGUCCUAGACAGCCCACUAGGAUCCCCUCUAGGAGGGUCUCCUCUUCAGGUUCAGAUAAUAGUAAUCCUUCCGGCCCUGCAAGUCCUCUAUCAGGUGUGGAAACGAAGACACGAUCAGGGCACUCUGGCUUUGGCUCCGUGAGGAACAAUCUUCCUGGAAUAGGUCUCAGCAAGAAGAGAGUAGACAACGAUGUGUAUCAGAAUUACGCCAAUGGUGCAAAUGAGGCGGACAAUGGUGGAAUGAAGGGCAAGUUCUGUUACAAGUGUGGUUCCAAGUAUCCUGUCGACUCGGCCAAAUUCUGCUGUGAAUGUGGGGUCAAGCGGUUGUAUGUAUGAUGGCUGUCAGGAGGAGGAGUCAGGGGAACAAAUCCUCACGUUGCAAACUCCAAUAUAAUUUAUUAUUUGGAAAUGCUUAGUCAGCAUUUUCCAACUGUUGUUGUCCAGUGUGUAGAAGUUAAAACGAUGUGGGCUUGGCCAAGACAAGAAGUGAAUGGAACCCUUGUGGGUGGCCGUGACAUGGCAGAGCAGCCAUGGAUCAAAGGCAACAAUGUCUGAAAAACUGCUAAAUGUUGAGCACAGUUUCAAGAAUGAUCAAAAUUCUGUUGCCCCAGCAACUUGUACAGAGAUAAAAUGAUUUGCCCCAAUCAGCAGGCAUGUUCAACAUGUCUCCACUUUAAAUCAAGCCCUGGUGGCUCAUCAAUACCACACUCCAUUGGCUCUCAGUAAAGUUCCCUAUCACUUACAAAAUCCCCUCAUCUACAAAUCCCUCCACACUAUCACAGUACCUGUCUAAUCUUCUCCACCCUGAUGCUCCAUCCUGGAACCUUCAGUGCACAGAUUCAUUUGCUCACAUUCCCCCAUACCACCCUGAAAACCUACAGUUUAUGGGCGUUAAGAGUAGCAGGCUCCACCCUCUGCAACUCUUCCCGAACAGAAACCCAUCCCGUGACAAAGGCUUGUCACAACUCGACUCAUUCCCCCAAAGUAUUCUGCUAUUUUCUGCCAUUUGUUUCAUAUUUUCCUGCAGCAUUCAUCUUCUAAAUUUCAAUUUUGCCUUGGAUGAGCCAACUUCAACAUAAAUGACUUUUCCCUAAAUGAAAGGAACCUCGUAGAAUAAGCUGCACUCUUCAGCAUGCUUCUUGAAAUGUUACAA